Messenger RNA from Python bivittatus (Burmese python), 2954 nucleotides. Lineage: Eukaryota; Metazoa; Chordata; Lepidosauria; Squamata; Pythonidae. The record is from RefSeq and is a predicted model, not a curated record.
UCCAGGCUCCUGCAGCAGGCCGUCGCUGGAGACCAUGGCGCGCUCUGGCAGGGGUGCAGCACCCGCCUAUCUCCUCCUCCUGCUCGCUUUUCUGCCAAGCCGAGAAAGUCAGCCUGGGCUCCGGGCGGGGGAACGUGACCCAGAUGUUCACACUUCAGUAGUUUCAAAAAAUAGUCUUAAAGACAUUAUGAAAUUACUUGAUCAACGAAUCCAAGUUCUGCACCAAAAGAAUUUGAUGCAUGAACAUGAAAUCACAGAAAAACAAGGCAGACCAUUCACUGAACACAUGAAUUUGGUAAAAGGAUCCUCUGUAAAAGAGAAGGCAAGUCCCAGUAGCCUAACCGCAAAAGAAAGACUGUUCCCCAAUAGCUAUUCAGUGCUGAUGGGUAACAAGGCUUACAAGAUUUCCCCAAAUAUCCUUAUGGAUACUCCAAUGAGACAUAAUAAAGUGAAGGGUGGAGGAUCUGAAGAGGAUGAAAAGGAAGGGGCUUUGCUUCCUGACUUGAAACAGGACAAAACUGCUGGUAAUAAUGGUGACAGAUCAUUAAGAACAACUAACAUUACCGUAAGAUUUCAUUCUCCCGACAAUUCAAGCGAAACUCAGAUUGACAUUUACAAUUUAAAAGAUUCAAGAGAGGUCCCUGAAGUUCAUAUUGUAGCCAACAACAUUAUUAACCAAGGCCUUAAAAUGGAUUCGGUAGUAUUAAAAGACAAUGGUAUGCAAGUGAUAGUAAAUAGUUCAGUGGAUAAGAAAAUGAAGCAUAUCCCUAAAAAAGGGAGAAGAAAAGCUCCAAUAAAACUUGAUGGUGGAAUUACAGGAGAGAGCGUGUCCAAGAGCAGUAAGAGAAAUCAUCCUGUAACAGAUGUCCCUGAACCUUUGGCUUAUCAGUUGUUGCUAUUAAAUCAAAUUCUACAAUCACUAAAGGCAAGAAGUGCACACAGAGACAAUUCACAAAGCACAAUAAACGAACAAUCAGAAACCUCGGUAAAAGAACUGGAAAAUAUACUAAAUGAUCUAAACAAAGAGACUGCUAAAGUUCAGAAUACUCCAGCAGCUGAUGAAAGCAAGGCACAGAUGCUUAUGGAAGACGAGUUUCCCUUAGAAAAAUCUCAAGGUCCAGAGUCAGAUUCCAGUGAAAAGAAGGACAAGACACUGAUGGAAUCUUUCCCAGAAGAAGGUCUUACUGUACCUGCCUCCAGUGAAACAUCAUUGAUUUAUCCACUUAAAACAACUCUUCCUCAAAAUAUAAGAACCGAAGUGACAAAUGAAGAUGUGAAGGACGCCAGAAGAUUUGAAUUUUUUGAGAAGUAUGAAGGUAUUCAGGACAAAAAAAGAGCAAAGGCUGCAGACCUUAAAGAACUACUAAAGCACAUCAUCGUUGCCUGUGUAGCUGUUUCUAGCUUGAUCUUAGCAGUAAUAGUCCUUGUGCACAUAUACAAUUCAUUGUUUGUGAAGAAGCAGGAACCAAUUAUGGCAAAUGCUAACACUGACAAGAAGGAAGAAUCUGACAAGAAGGAAGAAUCUGACAAGAAGGAAGAAUUGAUCAAAAAUGAAGAAUCAAACAAACAUGAAGGAUCUGAGGAAUCAGACAAAAACAAAAUCAUACCACUUCAGCCAAAAACACCAGAGUACAACACUGUUGAGAUAGAAAAUCACAACAACAACAACUGUUCACCACCAGCAAUUUUUCUUUCAACAGAUGGUGAAGAUGUUACAAAGCCUUUAGAGAUUCAGUCUGUUUCCUCUCCUAGCUGCCCAGGAAAACAAACAGACUUAAUUCCCCAUGUUGAAUCAUUUGAGGAAUCCCCUAAUUACAGUACACAUAAGAAUUUCAAACUACAAUCUAGAGCUUUCAAAUUGAAUAACACUUCCUAUAACAGUCUAGAACAAUAUAGUACAUCCAGGAAUCAGGACUAUGAAAGACAUCAAGAGAAAGAUAGUAUUUCUCACAGAAAAAAAUCAGACCAUCGUAUAUCCUCCAGGAACAGUCCCAAAUCCACAGAACCCAAAAGAGCACACACCACUCAUUUAUCUAAGCAUCAAUGUUACAAUUCGAAUCAGGUUCAUGAUUCUUCAUCAGAUGUUUUCAUUGCUUUAGACAUGAGCAAAAAUAUUGAUGAAUCAAAAAUGUCCCACUUUGAUGGCACAGAAUGUGCAUGUUUUCAGCAUCACAAAUGUGGUUCUAGUACAGAUUCAUACUCUGACUAGAAAAGCAAGUGAAUAGCAAGGAGUUGUUUAUUCUAUCUGAUCAAUGUCGAGAAGUAUUUAGUCCAAAUCUUUUUACCAAGAUUAAUCAUGACGAAACCCUGUAGUAUGCUGAAGCAAUCAUAUUGCAAUCAUGCUUAGGAAUAAUAAAAGUAGGUUUGAUAUUGGGUUGUAGGAGUUGCUAAUCUAGCUUCUUGGAUUUGCCCAAUUAAAGCGCAAGUUAAUUUAACAGUAAUAUUUGCUCAAAUUCUUUAUCUGGCAUUUUUCAAAUUCCUAAUUUGAAAAAGCGGGCCUAACUAGUAUAAGACAUUCUGCAAUUACAAACUUUUUGUGACGUGUAAGCCGAAGCAAAACUGCACAUAUAUUGAAUAUUUCAAGCAGUAAGUUCAUUGAAACGCUAUGUUGAAACAAAAGAUGGAUGUUGACAUCUGAUACAUGUGAGUUGAAAAGGAAUUGGAAAUAUAGGGAAGAAUAUGGAGAUUUGGUUUUUGGCCUUUUCCAUUUAAAAAGUAUCCACGCUCCAGAAAUAAUGAGAGACACUCUUGGCUCUAUAGCCUGUGAUACCGAAAUGCUUCAUGAACUUGGUCUAAGAAUCCCAGCUAGGAAACCCAUAUAGAGGUGUCAGUAUGAGUUGAAUCUGGAGUCAGGCCUUUCCAUGUUUGAGACAUAAUGCAAGAGGAGGUCAGUGGUCAGGAGCAAGCUGUCCAUUGAUCUGAAAACCCUGGCAGACUAUUGGCAAAUUGGCCCG